Heteronotia binoei (common prickly gecko) is the source of this 1315-nucleotide messenger RNA. It is a transcript of the gene SNRPB2, whose product is annotated as small nuclear ribonucleoprotein polypeptide B2. Gene Ontology annotation, molecular function: U1 snRNA binding. The coding region runs from base 316 to 996 and encodes 226 amino acids. The record is from RefSeq and is a predicted model, not a curated record. Gene Ontology annotation, cellular component: U1 snRNP. Lineage: Eukaryota; Metazoa; Chordata; Lepidosauria; Squamata; Gekkonidae. Gene Ontology annotation, biological process: mRNA splicing, via spliceosome. The transcript has 7 exons.
GACGACCGCGCCUAGGCUCCGACUCGGGCCUGUUUCCGGUUUUUUGAAACGAGUCCCCCCCCCCCUCCCGCAACGGCCGAGGGCGCAACGUCUGAGGAACUGACCGCCUCGCGGACGCUCUGCCCCGUGCGUCUCUACGGUGGAAGCCCGCUCUAGGCCUCACGUGGGACAGCGAGAGUGCCUUUCCGGGCUACAGCGGGUGGGCGUGGCGAGGGUCGCCCGGAAGCGGAAGUGAGAGGCGGGUGGCUGGGUCGCGUGGAGCUGGCUGGAGAGGGGUUGCAAAGCCUCGCAGGGUAGCCCAAAACCAAGUUGAAGAUGGAUAUACGACCAAACCACACGCUUUACAUCAACAACGUUAAUGACAAAAUUAAGAAAGAAGAACUGAAGCGGUCUUUGUACGCCCUAUUUUCUCAGUUUGGGCACGUCGUGGACAUCGUGGCGCUGAAGACGAUGAAGAUGAGAGGGCAGGCCUUUGUGAUAUUUAAGGAGCUCGGGUCAUCCACCAACGCCCUGAGGCAGCUGCAGGGCUUCCCGUUUUACGGCAAACCGAUGCGCAUUCAGUACGCAAAGACGGACUCCGACGUCAUAUCCAAAAUGCGCGGGACCUUUGCCGACAAGGAGAAGAGGAAGGAGAAGAAGAAGUCGAAGCUGCUGGAGCAGUCCGCGAACGCAGCCAACAAGAAGCCCAAUCAGGGAGCCAACCAGAAUUCCGCGAAUGCCCAAGCCAACUCUUCGCAGAACCAACAGGUCCCUGAUAAUCCACCCAACUACAUACUUUUCCUCAACAACCUGCCGGAAGAGACCAACGAAAUGAUGCUGUCGAUGCUCUUCAAUCAAUUCCCUGGUUUCAAAGAAGUCCGGCUGGUCCCCGGCAGACACGACAUCGCCUUUGUGGAGUUCGAAAACGAAGGCCAGGCGGGAGCCGCGCGGGAUGCUCUCCAAGGCUUUAAAAUCACCCCCUCCCACGCCAUGAAAAUCACUUACGCCAAGAAGUAGACCCGGAAGGACCAGGUGACUUGGUGUCUUUUUUAUAGACGACGCCGGCAUAUCGAUAAACGGAAGCGCGGUUUCUUCGGUGGAAGGGAAAUACGUGGCGUGAAAUCAUUUCGAUCGUUCCAGGAGACAUCUGGAAGAGUUCACGCGUGGUUGGAAGAAAGCGACUUUGCCUCAAAGUUCACUUGCGCUUGUGAUGAAUAUUUGUGUUCUUUUUUUGGUCCAAACUCAGUUUGUACUGUUAUUUUCUUUGGUACUUCGAAAUGAAGUUCACUUUAGGUAACACUGCCCAUUCAAGAAUAAAAUGAUGUCUUAUUUCUUC